Adineta steineri is the source of this 2274-nucleotide messenger RNA. The record is from the annotation of a GenBank genome assembly. Lineage: Eukaryota; Metazoa; Rotifera; Eurotatoria; Adinetida; Adinetidae.
AUGCUUUUUAUUACCUUUACUACAGCGGUACAAACUAAUGAUGAUUUGAGUAUCGUACGUGAAAAUGUUCGAAAAAUAAUGCUAUGGCCUUCACCAGAUCAAUUGUCUUCUGUUAUAACACAAGCCAUGGCUAAUUUAAGUUCAUUGAAUUUCGAUACUUGUCAAUGGCCUGAUCUAAAUUAUACUACACGUGGUCCAGAAAACUGGGAUCCAGUUUUACAUAUGUUUCGUAUCGCAACGAUGACUUCAGCAUUGACCGCUCCUGGUGGGUUAAUAAACAAUACGAAAUUAUCAUUAGGCAUCCAUUGUGCUUUAAAAGUAUGGAUCGAACAAGACUGGCAAAAUCCAAAUUGGUGGUGGAAUUAUAUUCAAGAUCCAUUAAUUGCUACAGGUAUAAUGUUGAUGUUAGGUGUAGAACGAAUGACUAAAUAUGAAAUUGAUGCAAUUGUUAAUAUGUCUUAUCGUGCAAAUUGGUGGAUCAAAGAUUGGGGAGGUGGUGCGAAUUUAGUUUGGGAAUUACAAAUUCAAUUAUAUCGUGGACUUGCAACAUCAAAUUAUUCAGCAGUUGAACAAGGUUUCGAACUCAUGUGGCAAACUGUACAAAUACAAAAUCUUUCAACUAUGGGUAUACAAAGUGAUUGGUCAUAUCAUUUUCAUGGUUCACAAUUACUUCCUGCAGCAUAUGGUGAUGCUUGGGCUACAAAUAUUUUACAUUUUCAUAUGGCAACACGUGGUACACAAUAUGCUUUAUCUAAAGAUCGUAUUGAAACUUUUGGUCGUUUUUUAACUCGAAGUGAUGCAUGGUUUACUAUGGGAAGUGUUUGGACAUGGGCUCUUAUUGGACGUGUCAUUGAUCGUGGAGUUCAUGUUUGGUAUACACAUUUAUUUCCAUCGGAUCAAUUACGUGAAUUAGCAAUGGAUAUGACUGAUAAUUCUACUGCUAUCGCAUUCUGUGAUUAUGCUGAUCGACUUGAACAUCGUCAUGAUGCAACACCUCUAAUAGGAAAUCGUCAUUUUUAUACUAGUGACUUUCAAGUACAUCGAAGAGUUAAUUGGACAGCUGCUUUAAAGAUGCAUUCUGCUCGAGUAAUUGCAUCUGAAUGUGAUAAUAAUGAAAAUUUAAAAGGUGAGCAUAUAGGUGAUGGUGUACUGAAUCUGUAUACUCGUGAUGCUCAAUAUGGUGGUGGUGAAGAAUAUGAAAAUAUAUUUGCUUUACUUGAUUGGCAAGCUAUUAACGGUAUUACAGUUGAAGCUGAUACACCAUUAAAUCAUUGUGAUAGAGGCGCACUUCCUAUGUUAAAUACAACAUUUGUUGGUGGUGUUAGUGAUUCGAUGUAUGGGGCAGCAAUAAUGGAUACUUUAACACACAAUUUGACGGCUAAACGUACAUGGCAUUUUUAUGAUACCUAUAUCAUAGCAUUAGCUAAUGGUAUUGAAGAUAAUACUACUGCAUUAUUACAAACAGCUCUAGUUAGUAGAUUAUUACCUGCAGCUAAUACGAUAAGUGGUAUAUUAACUUUACAAUGGAGUAAUGGAACAAGAAUGGUAUUGCCCGAUGGUGUUUACUCAUUUUCAUAUAAUCAACCACGUAUAUUAUGGUUUCAUGCAGAUGGUACAGCAUGGUCAGUUUUAGAAGAAUAUGAAACACUCAUCAUUGACUGUCGUAAUAAAUCUGGUAAUGUUAAUCAAUUCGGUCCAUGGAAUUUUGAAAUGGUAGGACGUUUACUUACAGCUAUUAUCAUACAUGGUAGAGGACCCACAAUUAACCCACUACAUUAUCGAUACAUGAUUAUGCCUAAUGUAACUGUAGAAGAUAUGACAAGAUUAUGGGAACGUUAUUUGUCUAUAGGAAAUAGUGCACAUGCUUUAACAUAUUUGCAAAAUAAGAAUAAUGAACCAUUAUAUCUUCAUGGUACUUGUGAUCCAUUUCUUCAACGAGCUUCAGUUUUAUUAUUUGAUAAAGGUUUUACUAAUAGUAGUAUUGCAUAUUAUAAUUGUAGUAGUAUGUCAUUAAGUAUUUAUAUGGAACAACCAGGUGCUAUUUUAUUUAGUGAAAAUUCCAAUAGUUUUACGAUUACAGCAGCACAUCCUACAAUAGCAAUAGGUACAUUUAUCGUCCAUGUCAAUCGAUCUAGUAUUGUAUCACAUGAAUGUACAAAUAGCAAUCAUUGGGAUUUACGAAGUGGUACAAGAGUAUUAAUUCCUUUACCUGGUAACAAUCAAUUACUUGGUAAAAGUGUAUCGAUCACAUGUAAAAAAAACAAUAUAGCUUAG